AGGUUUCUGACCAUAGAGAAUGUCCCACACUUUUGGGCACAACAUGGAAUCUCCUAAUCAUACUGACGUCGACCCUUCUGUCUUCUUCCUCCUGGGCAUCCCAGGUCUGGAACAAUUUCACCUGUGGCUCUCACUCCCCGUAUGCUGCUUAGGCACAGCCACAAUUGUGGGCAACAUAACUAUCCUAGUUGUUGUUGCCACUGAACCAGUCUUGCACAAGCCUGUGUAUCUUUUUCUGUGCAUGCUCUCAACCAUAGACUUGGCUGCUUCUGUCUCCACCGUUCCCAAGCUACUGGCCAUCCUCUGGUGUGGAGCCGGACAUAUAUCUGCCUCUGGCUGCCUGGCACAGAUGUUCUUCAUUCAUGCCUUCUGCAUGAUGGAGUCCACUGUGCUGCUGGCCAUGGCCUUUGAUCGUUACGUGGCCAUCUGCCACCCACUCCGCUAUGCCACAAUCCUCACUGACACCAUCAUUGCCCGCAUAGGGGUGGUAGCUGUGGCGCGAGGGUCCCUGCUCAUGCUCCCAUGUCCUUUUCUCAUUGGGCGUUUAAACUUCUGCCAAAGCCAUGUGAUCCCACACACAUACUGUGAGCACAUGGCUGUGGUGAAGCUGGCCUGUGGAGACACCAGGCCUAACUGUGUGUAUGGGCUGACAGCUGCACUGUUGGUCAUUGGGGUGGACUUGUUCUGCAUUGGUCUUUCCUAUUCCCUCAUUGCACAAGCAGUUUGUCGCCUCUCAUCCCAUGAAGCUCGGUCCAAGGCCCUAGGGACCUGUGGUUCCCAUGUGUGUGUCAUCCUCAUCUCUUACACACCAGCCCUCUUCUCCUUUUUUACACACCGCUUUGGCCAUCAUGUUCCACUCCAUAUUCACAUUCUUUUGGCAAAUGUUUAUCUGCUUUUCCCACCUGCUCUUAACCCUGUGGUAUAUGGAGUUAAGACCAAAGAGAUCCGUGAAAGAGUUAUCAGGGUGUUUCAAAGUGGGCAGGGAACCAGCAUCAAGGCAUCUGAGUGACCCUGGAGUAUAGAAGGGACUUAAUCCAAAAUAAAAGAAACUUUUUAAGAUAAAGAAUCCUCAGUAUGUGAGACCAGAAAGAGCUUUUAAGAGGG
This is a messenger RNA of Cebus imitator (Panamanian white-faced capuchin), 1104 nucleotides long. RefSeq names its product putative olfactory receptor 52P1. Gene Ontology annotation, biological process: G protein-coupled receptor signaling pathway. Gene Ontology annotation, molecular function: olfactory receptor activity; G protein-coupled receptor activity. Lineage: Eukaryota; Metazoa; Chordata; Mammalia; Primates; Cebidae. The transcript has a single exon. The record is from RefSeq and is a predicted model, not a curated record. Gene Ontology annotation, cellular component: membrane. Bases 20 to 1009 code for a protein of 329 amino acids.